This is a messenger RNA of Aspergillus puulaauensis, 1542 nucleotides long. Its product is annotated as cytochrome P450. NCBI's taxonomy places the organism in Eukaryota, Fungi, Ascomycota, Eurotiomycetes, Eurotiales, Aspergillaceae. The transcript is spliced from 5 exons. The coding region runs from base 1 to 1542 and encodes 513 amino acids. Gene Ontology annotation, molecular function: iron ion binding; monooxygenase activity; oxidoreductase activity, acting on paired donors, with incorporation or reduction of molecular oxygen. The record is from RefSeq and is a predicted model, not a curated record.
AUGGCGUUGGCCGCACUCAUCUCAGGAGCUGAUGCGCCUCUCCUUUACCCCGUCAUACUAGUCCUCGCCGGCACUCUUACUCUCAUAUUCUCCCUCACCACUUCCAGACCCAAGCUUCACAGCAGCUUUCCAAUUGCGGGGCUGGAGUCUGGAUGGUUUGGACGGCUGGAGAAAGCGCGCCGGAGCUGGUUGCACCGGAGCAAAGAGAUCGUCAACGAGGGCCUGACAAAGUUUCCAGGGUGCUUCCAGGUCGUCACGGCAUCGGGCCCUAAGCUUGUGCUGCCAGGCGAGUUCGCUGACGAGAUCCGGAAUAACCCCCAUCUCAGCUUCCAGCAGGCUGUUUCGAAGGAAUUCUUUGGCACAUUGCCCGGGUUUGAGCCCUUUGGUACGCAUGGUGGAACAGAAAUCGGAGUAGAGAUUGUGAGAGGCAGACUUACUCAAUCACUGAACUAUAUCACCGAAGCCCUAGCACAAGAAACCGCGGCAGCUCUCAAGACUCUAUGCGGCCAGCCUGAAGAAUGGACAGAAAUCCAGUACAAGGACAUGCUGCGCCAGCUCGUCGCACAAGUCUCAGCACGCAUCUUCAUCGGCCCAGAGCUAUCAUCAAACAAAGCCUGGCUCGACGUGAGCGUAAACUACGCAACGCAAGCCUUUUUCGCCGCUGAAGCCCUGCGCCUCUGGCACCCUGCCCUCCGUCCACUCGUCCACUGGGUCCUCCCUGAAUGCCGCAAGCUCAGAAGCGAACUAACCCGGGCCCGACAGAUCCUCGCACCUGUUGUUCGCAAACGCCAGGAGCAAAGUCGGAUGGCGAGAGAGGCUGGCGACGGCUGUCCUUCUUUGAAAGUAGCAGAUACUGUGGGCUGGAUGGACGAGGUAGCCAACGGGAGGGCAUACGAUGCUGGUAUAUUGCAGCUCGGCCUCUCGCUUGCGGCUAUACAUACGACGUCGGAGCUCGUGAGUGGGAUUAUCACGGAUCUUUGCUCCCAUCCCGAGUGGGUUGAACCUCUACGUGAAGAGAUGGCGUCUAUGAUCAAGGCGCAUGGAUGGACGAAGAAGGCACUGCACGAAAUGAAGCUGACGGACAGCAUGAUGAAAGAGACUCAGCGACAUCAUUCUGGGGAUAUCGGAUCAAUGCACCGCGUAGCCACACAGCCGAUAAAACUCUCCAACGGCAGCACAAUCCCAAAAAACAUGUCUAUAAUGGUCGCUCUCAACAAAAUGAAGAUGCUAUCCUCCAACAACAGCAGCAACAGUGAUCCAACAGUAUGGGCAGCCUACAACCCCCGCCGCUUCCUUGACCUCCGCCAACAACCCGGCCAGGCGACAAAAUGGCAGUUCGUGACGACCUCUGCUGACCAUCUCGCCUUUGGACACGGUAGGCACUCCUGUCCGGGACGGUUCUUUGCCGCGAACGAGAUCAAGGUUAUUUUGACUUACCUGUUGCUUGGGUUUGAGUGGAGCUUUACGGCUGAGAGCCCGAGGGGGGAUAUUGUCCAUGCGAAGGCGUUGAUUAGGGUUAGGGAGCAGGAUGUUUUGAUUUGA